Messenger RNA from Oldenlandia corymbosa var. corymbosa, 2446 nucleotides. NCBI's taxonomy places the organism in Eukaryota, Viridiplantae, Streptophyta, Magnoliopsida, Gentianales, Rubiaceae. The record is from the annotation of a GenBank genome assembly.
GAAGAAGGAGAAGAAGAAGGAGAAUUAAAAAGAUAUAUAGAGAAGGGAGAGAUUGUUGGUGUUGGUGUUGGGUGUUAUUGUUCUUCUUCUUUUCUCUACUGUCAUUUUCCAAGAUAUACUCUCGAGGAAGGAAACAGGGAAAAAAAAAAAGUAAAAAUAAAAACUCUCUCUAUAUUCACUCCUUUCAUUCUUCUUCUUCUCUUCUCCUCCUCCUCCAAAACCACAUAAUUAUCAAAAUCUCUCCAUUUCUUUUCUUCCCUUUCUAUGCCUUUCUGGAAUUCCCUUCUUCCUUUUGUGUCCUUCAUUCCUUUUUUCCAAGUCUUCUUAUUAUCUUCAGCUUCCCCUCUUCAAUCUUCAUCAUCUCUCUCUAGCUUUUGUUUGAGGAUAUACAAAAAGAAAUAGAAAGAAGAGAGUUAGCUCUAGUUUUAGCAAGCAUUUUUUUUUUUUUUUGGUUCAAAGGUUAGUCUUUUAUAUUCAUAUAUUAAAAAAGAAGAAGCAAGAUCUUCUUUAUGGCUUUAUAAUCUUUAAAGGGAUUUGCUUGGAGACAAGUAAAAAAGUUGAGGACUUGAGAGGGGUGUGUUUUUUGAUGUCUUUGGUGUUGAGUUUCCUCGUAUGAAGUUUAGGAGGAUUCUUAAAACACACAAAGGAAAGAAAAAGGGAGAGAAGAAGAAUUGAAAAACCAUAAAAACAAAAGAAAAAUAAUGCCUUUUGAAACAUCUUCAAAACCAGGUCCUGAUCUUUCUCUCCACAUUAGUCUGCCUUGCAGUACUACAAGUACUUCUUCUUCUUCUCCUAUCUGCAAUGAAAUAAAUGCAAGUUUUGAUCUUUCUAGAGAAGCUCCUAAAAAGUCCAGUCCUUUCAGUACUGAGCUUUCUUUAGCUCAUCCUGCAAAUUCCCAACUCCUUGGCGGCCUUGAUGAAAGCCUCAGGCUAAGAAGUUUCGGCGGCGGUGGAGGAGGAGGAGGAACAGUUAUUCAUCAUCAUCAUCAACAACAAGAAGAACAAAUAUCCCAUCAUCAUCAAAACCCUUAUAUUUAUAGCCACACACAUAACAUUUGUCAUCAGCCUAAUAACCAGCUGAAUCAGCUCAAUCAUGGAGUUUCUCUGCUGGAUGUUUCUUCUGAUAAUGGUGGGCUGAGGCCAAUCAAGGGUAUUCCAGUUUAUCACAACCGUUCAUUCCCUUUCUUGCCUGCUCUAGAUCAUCAUCAUCAUCAUCACACCAGAGAUACUAACAAAGAUCCAGGCAACAAGAUGAGCUUCUAUCAUCAUCUUCAUCACCAUAAUUCACCAUCACCUUAUUUCAAUAAUGGUGGAAGUUUAGAUCACAUGUCAAUCUUGAACUCAUCUUCCUCAGGGCCUAAUAACAAUAAUAACAAUGCAGCACUUCCUUCCUCAGCUUAUAGAAUCCCUUCUUCUACUAAUCCUUCAUCAAGAUUUAAUGGGCUUUCAUCAACAUAUCAUCAGUAUGGAUUAGGAGGUGGCUCUCAUCAUCAUGAGGUGGUUUCUCAUCAUGGGAUGAUGAGGUCAAGAUUUCUACCAAAACUUCCAGCUAAAAGAAGUAUGAGAGCACCAAGGAUGAGAUGGACUAGUACACUUCAUGCUCGUUUUGUUCAUGCUGUUGAGCUUCUUGGCGGCCAUGAAAGGGCUACUCCAAAGUCAGUACUAGAGCUGAUGGAUGUCAAAGAUCUAACUCUGGCUCAUGUCAAGAGCCAUUUACAGAUGUAUAGAACGGUUAAAACCACUGACAAACCUGCAGCUUCCUCAGGUCAAUCAGAUAACUCCGGGGACGAUGAUCUUUCCACGAUAGGCAGUGCCGGAAACGACCGUGCCGGAAUGCAGCGCGGCCGGUUCAUGGAUCAAAGAGGAGCCGGUUCGGAUCAUGGAUCAUUACAGCAAGAAUCUGAAUAUCCUUCUACUGCUACUACUACGACAACUUUGUGGAGCAAUUCUUCAAGUAGCAGAGAAGCGUGGAUGCAAAGCAACUCAGGUCAUGAUGUAAACGGGCUAAGAACAUCUUCAGCAAUUCCUGUAGAACAAAGAUCAGGACAUCAUUUAGAGGGAUGCGAUUCGUCUCGGCUCAAUAGCUACCUAAUCCCAGGUCUGGAACGUAAAAAUCCUAGCUUGGAGUUCACUUUAGGAAGACCAGAUUGGGUUGAAAAGGAAAUUGCCUGAUGUAAUUAAUCACCGCCCCCAUACUGAUUCUUCUUGUAACUCUUUCUGUGGACGUCCAUUUUUUUUCUUCUUUUUUUUUUUUUUUUUUCCUUUUUGUGAAUGGGAUGAAGGCAUUAUAUUAUAUAUAAAUAGGAGAGAUACUAACGAGGAAAUUAAGAAAGAAAAGAAAAAAGAAGUGAAAAAAAUGGCCCUUCUUGAUUCUGCAUGCAUGUUGUUGUGUCUUUUCUUUUUUUUUUUCUUUCUUAUCAUCAGUUUCUUCUUGCAUGCCCUAAUCG